This is a messenger RNA of Penicillium vulpinum, 819 nucleotides long. RefSeq names its product enoyl-CoA hydratase/isomerase family protein. Gene Ontology annotation, biological process: fatty acid beta-oxidation. Bases 1 to 819 code for a protein of 272 amino acids. The record is from RefSeq and is a predicted model, not a curated record. Gene Ontology annotation, cellular component: peroxisome. The transcript is spliced from 2 exons. Lineage: Eukaryota; Fungi; Ascomycota; Eurotiomycetes; Eurotiales; Aspergillaceae. Gene Ontology annotation, molecular function: enoyl-CoA hydratase activity; delta(3)-delta(2)-enoyl-CoA isomerase activity.
AUGGCGACUCUUUUCACCGUACCGAUCAGCUCUACCGGAGGUUCGAUCAUCUGCACAAACCCUAGCACAGCGAAGGAACAUGAGACCAUCUACGUGCUCACCUUUACUUCACCCCCGGACAACCGAUUGACACCCAUUUUUAUUGACGCUCUGCUGCUCGCCCUCGACAUUAUCGAGCACCGCUACCCCAAGGGUGUCGUAGUCACUACUAGUGGAAUUGUCAAAUUCUACAGCAAUGGGCUUGAUCUCGAUAUUGUCGCGAAGACUGAAGGGUUCCUUGAGAAUUGGCUGUGGCGUCUGUUCCGACGCUUUUUGACAUACCCCAUGCCAACCGUGUGUCUAUUGAAUGGACACGCUUUUGCUGGCGGUUUCAUGUUGGCGAUGUACCAUGACUACAGAAUCAUGAACCCAGAGCGUGGUUUCCUCUGUGUCAACGAGCUUGAAUUUGGCGUGCCGCUUCAGACGCCCAUGAUGGCUAUCUUCCGUGAGAAGCUGACGCCAGUCACUUUCCGAAAUGUGGUUCUAGAAGCUCAUCGUUUUGGUGGACCCAAAGCACUCGAGGCUGGGAUUGUUGAUGCCAUUGGUGGAGCUGAGGAAGCCCUUGCGCUGAUCCAGACCCGCAAGCUCCAAACUAAAGCCGCAACAGGUAUCUACGGUACCAUGAAAGAGGAGAUGUACUCUGGGAUCUUGAAUGGCUUGGAUGAUCAUGCUGGAAACUUGCAAUGGCGGGAGAAUGUUGAAGAUAAGAACCAAGCUGUUCAGAAAAGAGGAUCAGAGGCUGUCCAACAGUUCGAGAACAAUGGGAAAGCGAAGCUUUGA